AUGGCGUUUGCGAAGGCACCACGACUAAGUAGAGAUGAUAUUCUUGGAAAUCGAGCGGGAACUAGGAGUUUCAAGAUCUACUCCGAUAAUCAGAAAACUGAUCCGGCUUGUAUAGUAGGUGCUACACAGAAGACUCGUAUUCCUUUGAGAAAAUCUGUGACAAUUGGCAGUGGAGCAACUUCUAACACAAACUAUAUGAAGCCUGGAACGAAACAGAAUUCGAGAAUCGCAAGCAAGGGCAAAAGUAGUAAUGAAAAUUCUGAGGAAUAUACUAAGUUCACUAGAAAAGCGUUGGCUGAUUUAAGUAAUCUUGGUGGGAACACUCAAAGGAUUCCAACGCUUGGUGGCAGCACUACGAAAUGGAAAGGUGUAAAGUGUGCAAAUUCUCAAAGGAUUUCAGUUGGUUCUACAAGAAUUCGUGAUCUUUCAUCCAAAAAAUCUACUAAGGAGCUCGGGAGUAAAAACACAACCGACGUUGGAAACAAAUUCAUCAAAAAUAAGACUUUGAGCCUUGGAGCAACUGCUAGUGGAAUAAGAAAAUCCAUACCGGGUUUAAAGAGAACCAGUCUUACAGAUAAGAGCCUAAAGAAGGACAAUGUCUCAGGAUUGGAUUCGAGACAACUGGGUCAAGGUCCAGCCAGUAAAGUCAGCAACAAUGUCAUCCCACGGCUGAGCAGUUCCAGUAGCUUUACUUGGAAAACUCGGACAAGUGUGGGUUCUAUACCAUCGGACUGCAAAAGCCAGAGUAUGAAGCACAUUCAUAUCGCAAGGAAAUCUAUCAAGACAACUGUGAAGACCUCACUACAAAACCAUAGUUCUCUUAAGAAGCCCCCGGUGGCUAGAAGUAAAUCAAGAUCUAUCUCUUCAAUCCCUUCCUCUGAAGAAACUUCAGUUCUGUUACUUCCGGAAAAAGUUGAACCAGAAGAUGUCAAAGAAGAUACUCAAGGAGAGAGUUCAUCUAAUGGAAACAUAGACCCAACUACAAAAGUGUUGGAUGUUACAGCAAAGCCAAAAUCAAAGCGUAGAAAGUCUUUCACAUCUCUACUUGUGACAGGAUCAAAGUUCGAUGACGAAAAUGGUGAUAAUGCAAAGCCAGCAAAAAUUCCCAACAUUGAUGAUAAGUCCAAUCAACUAGAAGUUGCAGAAUACGUGGAUGACAUAUAUCAGUUCUAUUGGACUGCUGAGGCAUUAAAUCCAGCUUUAGGACACUACUUAUCAGCUCAAACAGAAGUUAGUCCAGUUACUCGUGGAAUUUUGAUCAACUGGCUUGUUGAAGUUCAUUUCAAAUUUGAUCUAAUGCAUGAGACUCUCUACCUUACAAUAGACUUACUGGACCGUUAUCUCUCCCAAGUUCCAGUACAGAAAAAUGAGAUGCAAUUGAUUGGUCUUACCGCGCUCUUAUUGGCUUCUAAAUACGAGGACUAUUGGCAUCCAAGGAUCAAAGACUUGAUAAGCAUCUCUGCAGAAUCAUACACUAGAGAACAAAUCCUGGGAAUGGAGAGGAUAAUGCUUAAACAGUUAAAGUUCCGUUUGAAUGCACCCACCUCUUACGUUUUCAUGUUGAGGUUCUUAAAAGCUGCUCAAUCAAACAAGAAGUUGGAACAACUCUCCUUUUACCUUAUCGAGUUGUGCUUGGUUGAGUACGAAGCUUUGAAGUUCAAGCCUUCGUUGCUAUGCGCAUCAGCCAUCUAUGUUGCCCGCUGCACUUUACAUGCAACUCCAGUUUGGACCUCGCUCCUUAAAAACCAUACCCACUACAGUAUCUCACAGAUGAAGGAUUGUUCAGAGAUGAUCCUAAGGUUCCAUAAAGCUGCUAAAACAGGAAAACUACGGGUCACUUAUGAGAAGUACAUGAAUCCAGAUCGCAGUAAUGUCGCAGUCUUGAAACCUUUGGAUAAGCUCCCUCUCUAUGUUGAAGUCUUGUAA
Arabis nemorensis is the source of this 1926-nucleotide messenger RNA. The record is from the annotation of a GenBank genome assembly. Lineage: Eukaryota; Viridiplantae; Streptophyta; Magnoliopsida; Brassicales; Brassicaceae.